CUUUAGUUAAAUUUAAGCCAUUUGGGACUUGGGAGGACAAUUGUAUUAAUUAUAAGAGCCAUUAAAAACAAAAUCAAAAUUAUUCUCCCACAGCAAACCUAUAUUCUCUGCAUCCGGCAGCGGCGGUUCUUCCUCCCCUGACUCCGGCAGCGGCGGUUCUUCUUCUUCCUCCUCAACCGCUCCAGAGAUCUCCUUACUGACUUUGUAGUUUAUUUCAAAACCUCGUUGUCGAAGUGUGGUUGGCUUCAAACAAAAAUGUCAUAUGAAGUUCGAUAUGUGAAGAAUGAUUUUGGGGGUGCGAGCAAUGGAAGAUUGCUACAAGACAUUGAAGAGAUCAGUAAAUCUCUUUAUGCACAUAAUAAUAAAGCUCCAACUAAGGCCUUACUUUCUCCAUCAUAUCACACGAUCAAACCUCCGGGCAACAACGCACACAUCUCCAAUCCAAAGCCCAAAUUUUUAGGUCUGUUGAGGAAGUGGAAGCCCUUAAAAACAUUGGCCCACAUGCGCAAUCGACGCUUCAGUUGUUGCUUCUUCGUCCACAUUCAUGCUAUUGAGGGCUUACCCAUGAGUUUCAACAACCUUAAUUUGUGCGUCAAUUGGAUUAGAAAGGAAUCGGUAUUGAAAACCCGGCCUGCUCAGGUCUGCUGCGGAACUGCUGAGUUCAGAGAGACUUUGAUGCAUCAUUGUUCUGUGUAUGGAAGUAGAAGCGGACCCCACGGUUGUACAAAGUACAAGCCAAAGCUGUUUUUGCUCAAGCCUUCUGUGCCCAGUUCUCCUGGCUUGGAUAUCGGGGAACACUGGAUUGACCUUACGAGAUUACUUCCUCUUACUUUGGAGGAAUUAUUAGCAGAAGGGAAAAGAAAUUCAGGGAAGUGGUCCACAUGCUUUAAGCUGUCAGGAAAGGCUGAAGGUGCUUUGCUAAAUGUUAGUUUUUGUUUCUCUGUCUUUAACAGUAACUCAGAGUAUUUAGCAGACAAUAAGGUUGUUGAAGGUGUUCCUAAGAUACCACUAGAUGAAAAAAGAUUCGGUGACCAAGGUUCGGCAUUUGACCCUUCAAUAACCUUUACGUUUCGGAAACCCGUUGAAGGAAAACAAGAAAACUUGGUGGACUCUACUUGUAAAUAUACUACAAAAGAACAUGAAGACUUUACCUUUACUUUGAGUGAGUUGGGUAUAGAAGUGUAUAAUCAAAACCAGGUGAAAUCCGAGCAAGAAUCUAUAGAAGAAGAAGAAGAAGAAGAAGAAGAGCCAACUGUUGAAGAGCUUGAGUCCAUUGGCCAAUGUGAUUACUCUAGUUUGAAAUCCUUGGAUGAUAUAACUGAAGCAGUUGCAAAUGAUUUUCUUAACAUGCUUGAGAAUAAAGAUGGCCCAGAGGAUAGUUCUGCUGAUUUUGAUCUGAUGGUGGUCAAUCAACAAGUCAAGAAGGAGAAGCAAAGAUUAACGGCGUCGAUUAGAGAUAAAAGGAAUCUUAAAAUGCUUGAGAACUUGGAAACAGAAUCUCUAAUGAGUAAAUGGAAGUUAAAUGAGAGGUCAUUUCAACUGUCACCAUGCUCCACUUCGGGUGGAUUUGGAAGCCCUAUCUAUCUUCCUCCAGAGGAGCAGUUGGAACUGCCAUCUCUAGGGGAAGGGUUGGGACCCACAAUACGGACCAAGAGCGAGGGAUUAUUGCGUUCAAUGAGCCCGUUGCUUUUCAGGGGUGUGAAGAAUGGUGCAAAAUUGAUCGUUCAAGUUUCCCGCGCAGCUGUGCUUCCUGUUGUGAUGGGUUGUACUAUAAUGGAGAUAUUAGAGCGAUGGGCAUUGGAGGGACUUGAGAAGUUCUCUGUUCAGGCAAAUACAUUGAUGCCUUUGGAUGAUAUUACUGGCAAGACAAUGGAACAAAUUGCCAGGGAAAGUGGAUGUGGGCCCAAGACGAACGAGAGAUUGAACAUGCCAAAAGAAUUUCAAAAAUGCUGUGAGGUGGAUGGUCUGGACUAUGUUUCUCAUUACAAUCUUCUUCCAAUAGCAUUGGCUAAGGUGGAGCCUCUCGCAAUCGAAGGCUUAAGAAUACAAUGUAACAUGUCUGAUGCCGAACCACCUUCUAGCAUCCGGCUGUCCCGGGCCCACAAAGAUAACCGUUGUUAUACGUUUGAUGAAUUAGUAAAUCUUUCUCUGUCAUUGGACGAAUGGGUGAGGCUCGACGCAGAUUGUUUCGUCGAUGAAUAUGAGAUCGCUGAAAAUUGUACUAAAAUUUCAGGUAUCAAUUCUUCCUUUGGUCAAAACUAUGGUCUUCUAGACAGGAACUUCACAUUAGCUAUGAGAGUUCAGCUGAGGGACCCUUCCAGAAACGCGGAAAUUGUUGGCGCCCCAAUGAUCGCCCUGGUCCAAGUAGAGCGGUCUUUUUGUCCGGCGGACCAAAAUGCCCUCGCUCUCGGUUCAAAUGCUCAGCCCUUUUCUCGUUUUAAAAUCUCCACAGUCCACCUGUUGGGGACGAAUGUUGAAAACAUGGACGGGGGUAUUUGUGGGACGAGGAGGCAGAGAGAAUGCGGGUCCCAGUGGUUGCGGGGUAGUGGGGUAAGUAGGGCGAAGAGGCGUCCCCGUUUGGAGAUGGAGGGGCAAAACAGUCAUGAUGAUAUCUUGUGGAGCAUAUCUUCCCAAGUUCAUGGUGGAAUAGGAUUGGCAUCUUUGAAUAUUCAUGUUAGGAGCCCUAAUAUUCUUUUCCCCAAGUGAAGUUGUCCAUGCUAAUAAACUUUUUGGGACGGAGGAAGUAUAACUCAGGAUCGAAUCUCGACAUUGCCAAUUUGCCACUGUGAGAGUUUUAUUGAAUGUGAUAGUUCUUUGUGCACGCCAGGUACCUACGAUUUAUCUAAGGACCAGAUUAAGAUUAUAGUGCGAUUUAUUCUGUUCCUGCUUUACUCUUUCAGGUUUUUUUUGUAGUAGAACUCAUUGUGUAUAGGCCAUAGUGCAUGAUUGUUUUGUAGAAUUUGUAGAAAGGGUUAUGGUGGGUCCCACGUGCAAUAAUUCUUCUGUUGAUGAUUGUAAUGUAAAAAAUGAUUGGUCUCUGU
This is a messenger RNA of Cuscuta campestris, 3041 nucleotides long. NCBI's taxonomy places the organism in Eukaryota, Viridiplantae, Streptophyta, Magnoliopsida, Solanales, Convolvulaceae. The record is from the annotation of a GenBank genome assembly.